Hemibagrus wyckioides is the source of this 2642-nucleotide messenger RNA. It is a transcript of the gene pigq, whose product is annotated as phosphatidylinositol glycan anchor biosynthesis, class Q. The transcript has 11 exons. Gene Ontology annotation, biological process: GPI anchor biosynthetic process. Gene Ontology annotation, cellular component: endoplasmic reticulum; membrane. The record is from RefSeq and is a predicted model, not a curated record. NCBI's taxonomy places the organism in Eukaryota, Metazoa, Chordata, Actinopteri, Siluriformes, Bagridae. Bases 363 to 2084 code for a protein of 573 amino acids.
UUUGGGACGCUGCAUGGUUAGCUGUUCUGAGUGUACACUCAGCUCUAUAGCAUGUUAAAUUGUAUUUAACUUAGCAUUUAAAGCUAAUGUCUUACUGAACGGUUAGAAAGUUGGCUAACGUGUUAAAUUAGCGCUUUUAGCUUGAAUGCGUACAACCGCCUCCUCUCUUUAUUUUCUACUUAAAUGUGUAAUAUUUUUAGGUUUUUGUAGCAGGUUAGUUCAACAGCUAGGAGAAAAUCGAUGGCACUUUUGCUGGAGGCUUCUGGUUUCUAUAGAAACGGCUACAGGACCCAAUAUGUGAAGGACAAAAAGGGGACAUUUGGGUUUUAGUCACUUGGAGAUUUAUUUUUUUAAGUGCAGUCAUGGUGCUGAAGAUUUUCUUCCCGCGAUGCUGCAACAUGGCUGACAGCGGUCUGCUGGUGGGGCGCUGGAUCCCGGGCCAAGACACUGCCGUGGUUCUCGCCGUCGUUCACUACCCCUUCAUACCUGGCCAGGUGAAGAAGUACCUGAGCGAUUUGCGCAGCCAGAUUCAGGUGGAUCUGACCGUUCUGGGGUCGUGGAGCUUAUCCAAGGAUGGCCAGAAGGAAAUGGACAGCUUCUUGAAGGACCUCAGCACCAUCUUCCCUCACUCACGCUGGCUGCAGCUGAGCCGUGAACCCGGUAAGAGAGGCUUCGCUUGUGAGGUGGUGUGCAAAAACGGCCACGCGCCGGCAAGUGACGAGGAAGACAAAAUCAUCUUUGUUCAUUAUGAUCAGAGGAAGGUUAUGCUCUCGCAGCUUCAUCCCGUUCUUGAAAACGGCGCCGAUGUGGAGUCUUCAGAGCUACGUGCGGUUUUUCACACAGUUUCCCGAAGCGAGCCGCUGUUCCUCCUUGACAAGUACGACGACGGGCCACUGAAGCUGACCCACUGGCAGUCGGACGGCAGGGAGGCGAGCAUCAUCAUGGAAUUGGUCAAGCAGGCCUCCGUUCCCAUCUGCAUGCUCCUUACCAUGCUGGUGUGUUGGUGGAAAUGGCUGUGGAGCUUAAGACUUCUGAAUAUUUGGCCAGUCUGCUUUAUUUCGAGCAAGCUGUCCACCUGCGUUCAGGCAGGAUACAGAACCGAUCAUUUCCAAACCGUCUUCUCGACCCGGAAAGCCACGACGCACAUGGACUUCAUGAGGAAGGCAAACAUGUUUGUGUCCUUCUUUGUGGACAUAGCUCUGGGACUGCUCCUGAUCUCGUGGCUCUACAGAGAGAACCGUAUCAGCCAGCUCGCUAACACCUUAGUGCCGGCUGCUGAUCAUGUGGCCAAGGAGCUGCAGGAGUUGCUGGAGUGGCUGAUGGGCGCCCCCGCUGGUCUGAAGAUGAACCGCGCUCUAGACGAGGUUCUGGGAAGAUUCUUCCUCUACCAUAUCCACCUCUGGAUCAGCUACAUCCGUCUGAUGUCUCCCUUUAUCGAAAUGAUCCUGUGGUACGUCGGACUGUCCGCAUGCCUGGGCUUGACCUUCGCCCUUUCCGUGCUGUCGGACAUUGUGGCGCUUCUGACCUUCCACAUCUACUGCUUUUAUGUGUAUGGAGCAAGGCUCUACUGCCUGAAGAUCUACGGCCUGACGUCUCUCUGGAGGCUUUUCCGUGGAAAAAAGUGGAACGUCCUGAGACAGCGUGUGGACUCCUGCUCCUACGACCUGGACCAGUUGUUUCUCGGGACUCUGCUCUUCACCAUCCUGUUGUUUUUGCUCCCCACCACCGCUCUGUAUUACCUGGUUUUUACUCUGUUGCGGUUGUUGGUGGUGAUGUUCCAGGGUCUGAUCCACCUCAGUGUAGACUUCAUCAACUCCUUCCCUCUGUUUGCCAUGGGGCUGCGUAUAUGCAGGCCGUACAGACUGGCUGAGGGCGUGAAAUUCUGUGUGCUGCAUGAAGAACCCGGUGCUCCACUUCACCUGCUGAUGGAGAUUAAUCCUCUGCAGUGCAGUACAGUGCUGCAGUGUUAUCGCAUCGAGACGUCUGGCUGCUCGUCCAGAGACUCGUGGCUCACUUUGUGUAAGAAGCUUUUUGUAGGAGAGCUCAUUUACCCCUGGAGGCAGAAAAGCACCAAGACUGAUUGAAACACACCUGAGCCUCUCCUGAACUCUACUACACACCCCAUGACCCCAUGAGCAGCCUGAUAACACACUGACCUCCUGCACUCAGUGUCUGUUUAAGGUGGAAUCGGAGGUGUACUUUUUUUUCUAAUUAACUGAAUGACCUUACUCUCAUGGUCUGGAAUUUCUCACUCAGGCAUCAAUAAUUAAUAUUUUAAUCCUAGUCUUAAUAAAUACUAAGAAAAAUCAAGAUGUUUUAUAUUAUCUUAUUGAUUUAUUGUUGAUUAUACACUAUCUUGGUACAUUUACUAGAUGUGUUCUAUUUUUGAGAAGGUGCCAUUUGUAACAGUCAGCAAUUAUUACAUUUCCACAUCUACACUUCCACAGAUACAAAUAAUCUCAGCCUCUUCAGUGUACAAAUAAAAACCUGAAACAAUAAUGUAGUGAUUUAGUGAUUACUCGUCUGUAUCAGGUCAACAAAACAAAUGACCAGUCCAGAUUCAUUCAGUUUUAGUGAUUUGUUCAAACAGACUGAAUUGUUUAUAAAUAAAUCAUUUCUGCUUCACACACUCCUCCUUUAAA